AUGCGCCAGCGAGCCAUCAAAAUGCAUCUACCCAGAGACGGCCUACCACUGGGCUACCUUAAUCAACUCGAGCAAAGACUGCAAGAAACCGAGUCCGCGCUCUACGGAGCCCUAACAACUCUCCGCGCACUAGGCCAAACAACAUCUCCACUCCCCAAACCAGACCAACCACCCAAACAUAAAUCCGCCCGAAUGGCAGAAUGGUCCGGUCUCCCUCUCCGCAACUGGAAAGACAUGGAGCACUGGGCGAGCGCCAUGUCCGACCAGUUCGCUACCGAGGAGAGUGGGAGCUUGGGUUACGCAAUUCCGAUGCCGGUCACGCCGUGUGAAACGCGCCCGCCUGAGGAGCCGCACCGUGCAUGGCGCGGGGAUGGUAGCGGGAGUCCGUAUGAGAGUCAGCCGGUACAGGUGCAAGCUAUGGCGUCGCCUUAUUUUGCGGUUGAUGAGGUCAUUGCUUCGCCUGUGAUGCGGGUUGGUGAGGCCGCUGAUGUUGGGGUUUCGGUUGAUGCCGUGAAGAGAUCCACUCGUGCUGAGGAGCUGUCACAUAGGAAUCCGAGUCUUUAUUUUUGA
Molecule: messenger RNA, 570 nt
Organism: Penicillium soppii
Lineage: Eukaryota; Fungi; Ascomycota; Eurotiomycetes; Eurotiales; Aspergillaceae
Exons: 2
Coding region: 1-570 (189 amino acids)
Source: RefSeq, a predicted model, not a curated record